AUGCCUGGUAGGGACCCCGGAAUAUCCUAUGGCUCUUCCCCUGACACCAAGAAAAUGCCUGGUGUCCUGUGCCCCAAGUGUACUACGACUGAGAAGCAAGUUUGGGUCAUGCCUGGCCACCCACUCCUCUCCUUAUUGCGACAACGCGAUUCGUAUGUCUAA
This is a messenger RNA of Fusarium fujikuroi IMI 58289, 162 nucleotides long. RefSeq lists its product as uncharacterized. Lineage: Eukaryota; Fungi; Ascomycota; Sordariomycetes; Hypocreales; Nectriaceae. The record is from RefSeq and is a predicted model, not a curated record. Bases 1 to 162 code for a protein of 53 amino acids. The transcript is spliced from 2 exons.